AUGAUGACGUGCCGUCUGCUGUGCGCCCUGCUGGUGCUCGCCCUGUGCUGCUGCCCUUCCGUGUGCGUGACAGAUACUGUUGGAAAUACUAAUACUGAGACGAAUAUAACCCCUAAAGAAAACGUAAACAAAAGGACCGUUACCGCAGUGUCAUCGAGUACGCCCACUAAGCCAGGGCCAACGGCUCCGGCGGACACCACGGAAGAAGUUUCAGAAGAAGAGCCCGGUUCGUUACGCUCAUCGGAUUCGGUCAUUGCGGGACAGGUUGAAAGCAAUGCCGAUAUGGAAAUAAAACCAAAUACGACGACCACGACCACGACCACGACAACAAAAGCACCAACCACAAAUACGACCACCAAUAAAACUACGACGACGACCACUGCGCCAGAGGCACCAAGUACUACGACUACAGAGGUGCCAACCACGACGACCACCCGCGCACCGUCACGUCUUCGCGAAAUCGACGGCAGCCUCAGCAGCUCUGCGUGGGUGUGUGCCCCGCUGCUGCUCGCCGUAUCCGCGCUGGCGUGCACCGCUGUGGGCUGA
Molecule: messenger RNA, 546 nt
Organism: Trypanosoma cruzi
Lineage: Eukaryota; Euglenozoa; Kinetoplastea; Trypanosomatida; Trypanosomatidae
Product: mucin TcMUCII, putative
Exons: 1
Coding region: 1-546 (181 amino acids)
Source: RefSeq, a predicted model, not a curated record